CAUAGAGUCGAGGAAAUACGAGAACAUUCUGAUCCAACCCAUUGGAGAUUUGUGCAAGGAGAACUAAAUCCUGCGGACUUGCCCUCGCGAGGUUGCAAUGCAGAAGAACUUUCAAAGAAUCAAACCUGGUGGAGCGGACCAGAGUUUUUGAAACAUUCCGAGGAGAGUUGGCCUGAACAACCACUGACGAAUGGUAUAGAUAACGAAGAAGUUGAUCUCUCAGAAAUGAGGAAAAAACCACCUGCAGUUGUUCGAUCUCUUGUGAACUUAUCACAUCGUGGCGAGAUUUUAGGAAGAAUUAACGAGAUUAUAGACUGCAAGAGAUACAGUACGAAAUUACAGUUACUGCGAGUGACGGCAACUGUCCAAAGAUGCGCAAGGAUUUGGAGACACGAUGAUCGCGUGCCAAAAACACAGAAUUAA
Molecule: messenger RNA, 423 nt
Organism: Paramuricea clavata
Lineage: Eukaryota; Metazoa; Cnidaria; Anthozoa; Malacalcyonacea; Plexauridae
Source: the annotation of a GenBank genome assembly